Messenger RNA from Dendronephthya gigantea, 694 nucleotides. Its product is annotated as deoxyuridine 5'-triphosphate nucleotidohydrolase-like. Gene Ontology annotation, molecular function: dUTP diphosphatase activity; magnesium ion binding. The coding region runs from base 26 to 523 and encodes 165 amino acids. The transcript is spliced from 3 exons. Gene Ontology annotation, biological process: dUTP catabolic process; dUMP biosynthetic process. The record is from RefSeq and is a predicted model, not a curated record. Lineage: Eukaryota; Metazoa; Cnidaria; Anthozoa; Malacalcyonacea; Nephtheidae.
UAUUAUUUUUAAAAAUCCUAUCAAAAUGGGCGCAUUACUCUCCUCGACGGUAAAAACGGUUAGCAAUUCAUUGUAUCCAUGCAAAGAUCAGCUGCCGCAAUCGAUAAUGUUUAGUAAAAUUAGCGAGAAAGCCAUCGCACCCAGCCGUGGAUCAUCUGGGGCAGCUGGCUACGAUCUGUAUUCUGCGUAUGAUAUGACAGUACCUGCACAAGGGAAGGCUCUUGUUAAAACUGACAUUGCUGUGGCAUUGCCCGAUGGAUGGUACGGUAGAGUUGCUCCCAGAUCUGGUUUAUCAUGGAAACACCAUCUUGAUGUGGGCGCAGGCGUCAUUGACUCAGAUUAUCGUGGCAAUGUUGGUGUCAUUCUGUUCAACCUAAGCCAUAUUGAUUAUGAGGUGAAACAAGGUGACAGGAUUGCACAACUGCUUAUUCAAAGAAUUUGCACACCUCAAUUAGAAGAAGUUGAGAGUCUUGAUAUCACUACCCGUGGUGACGGUGGGUAUGGCUCCACAGGCCGAAAUUGAACUGUUUGAGAUUGAUACAAUUCCGAAAAGGUUUUCAUCUGAGACAAAACAUGACAGUGUGCUGUCCCUGCUCUCAAAGUACUGUCUGCUGGGCAGUAUGUGGAAAAACUUUAAGUUCAUUUUAAACAUUACUUGUAAUUAUAUUGAAAUUUAUUUGACAAAAUAAAAGUA